Messenger RNA from Alosa sapidissima (American shad), 3910 nucleotides. RefSeq names its product trophoblast glycoprotein a (gene tpbg1b). Gene Ontology annotation, biological process: negative regulation of canonical Wnt signaling pathway. The record is from RefSeq and is a predicted model, not a curated record. Gene Ontology annotation, molecular function: protein binding. Bases 726 to 1826 code for a protein of 366 amino acids. Lineage: Eukaryota; Metazoa; Chordata; Actinopteri; Clupeiformes; Clupeidae. The transcript has 2 exons. Gene Ontology annotation, cellular component: plasma membrane.
GUUUUAAAAACUAAUAGUGUUGCCAGAUGUUUUUUUUUAAGAAUCUCAACUCAAAGCAAUAUAUUAUGGCAAUAUAGUCUGCGCAGCCUCCCCGUAAUCAUCCAGCCCCUCUCCUUCUCCCUUUGUAGCAGCGACCCGGGGAAGAUUUGAAAGGGAGUUGAGUCCCGAAGCCCCUCCUCAUCGAUUGUGCCCAGCGACGGUGCUUUAAUUUCAUUGUUUGAGGCGAGCGACGCCCCGCACAGACCGGCGAGGAUCAAACACGUCGCGCGGCCAGUUCGCUUUUCUCAUGGAAAUCGUAGCCUACCUCCCAGUUGCACGUGGAGUUUUACACAUGCUAAGGAAAUAAACGUAUAGACUACGCGCUGUUGCGCCGAAACUCAUCAGAAGGGAGUAUGUUCGACAACCCGGUCGUGUUCUGUGGGUUUGCACGUUUCGUCUUCCUUGGAGGCUAGAAAUAUAGUUAGAGAGGCAAAGAAAGUGGCGGCAGCGCAAGAAGUGCACCGAUUGUGCUUUGCUCCGUGUGGUUUCUCUCCAUGCGUGAUGUGUCCGUGGCACGAAUGAAGCGGGUGCCUUUUUUGCCAAAUGCACGCAGAAUGAGUGACUUAUUUCCCAUCUUCACGUCGGGUUAGUAGACUUUUUAUCAUACCGAGCCUUCGUGGUGUUCGUUGAUUUGCAAGAUUUGUGCAGAAGCGGAUUCACUGCGCCUCUAGGGCAGUUUUUCAAAAAUGCUUCCAUGGAUGGUCAUCUGCGCGUUACUCUGUGUAUACCAUGCCGGGGCAGCCUGCCCAGCCGGCUGUGAGUGUUCCGAGGCUGCCCUAACGGUGAAGUGCGUUUCGAAAGACCUCCAGCAUAUUCCGAGUGGUAUCCCAGGCUACACCAGGAAUUUGUUUAUCACCGGGAACCAGAUCAACCGUAUCGGACCCGAAUCCUUUAAAGGACUGGUCAAUGUGACAACUUUGUCACUGAGCAACAACAGGAUUUCUCAGAUUGAAUCGAACACAUUCGCUGAUCUGCGCAGCCUCCGCUCCCUGGACCUGAGUGGCAACCAGCUGGCCAUCAUUCACCCGGAGGCGUUCUCUGCUCCAAGCCGCACACUGCGAGACCUCAACCUCAGUCGCUCGCUCUACAAUCACACGGCCGUCAAGGACCUGGCCGCCUCUCUCCGCUUGAGCGCGCUGUCCAGUCUCCAAGGCCUGGACCUGAGCGGCAACGGCCUCAUCUACCUGCCCGACUACAUUUUCUCUCACCUGGGCAGCCUACGUCGGCUGCAGUUGGCCAACAACUCCUUGGUGGCCCUCCACAAUGGCACCUUCGCCUCGCUGGAGCGUCUCGAGGAGCUGGACCUCACCCUCAACGCCUUCCGCACCUUCCGCGAGGAGGCCCUGCGCGAGUUUGACCGGCUCCCUUGGGCGCGACUCCACCUGGGACUUAACCCGUACACGUGCACGUGCGGCAUCGAGCCGUUCGCCGCCUGGCUGAACGAGUCGCGGGCACGCGUGGCGGACGCCGAGCGCCUGGUGUGCGCCUUCCCCGCCGCCAUGCGCAACACCUCCAUCCUCGGCGUGUCCGACGUGCCCCUGGGGUGCCACCGGGCGGGCGAGGGCCCCGACCUGGCGCUGCAGACGUCCUACGUCUUCCUGGGCAUCGUGCUGGGCUUCGUCGGCCUCAUGUUCCUCUUCGUGCUCUACCUGAACCGCAAGGGCAUCAAGAAGCGCAUCUACGACAUGCGCGACGCCUGCCGGGAGGUGUGGGAGGGCUACCACUACCGCUACGAGAUCGACUCCGACCCGCGACUCUCACACGUCUCCUCGAGCGCGGACGUGUGACGCUCAAACGCACAAACAAUCUCCCACUGAGCGUAUGUGGACAUGUGGCCGGUGUUGAUGUUUGUUUGUUUGUUUGUUUGUUUGUUUGGUUUUUUUUUAUUGCAUUUUUACCUAGUUGGAGAUCAGUGGAAACUAUGUGCCAUAUGUUGUGUAUAUAUAGAUCUAUAUUAUUACGAUGAUCAAUAGAAUAUUUCCACGGAAGCAUGCACUGCCUGAUCUCUUGUCAGUGUUACUUAAUCCAAUGUCAUGCCCUGGUGCCCCUACAUGCAGACGUGCACCCACUCACCCACCCGCACGGCACAUAAACACACAACAGCAGUUAGGUUAAAAGAAAUCCGGCACGUUGUGUCUGGCUAGAGUAGCCCAUUUGUUUUCAUCGUCAAGUGGGCUGGAUCGUUGUGCUCAUGCUCGGUGAUACAGCUGAUAAGUGCCUUGUACCUGUGAUUGGUCGGGAAGGAGGGGAAAAAAAACCCAAGUUGAAGGACUAAGGCCAUAGGUUGCUUCUUCACUGAUGCGCACCGUAUCACGACAUCAAGAUAAUGGAGAAAGGGGCGUGGUGAUCCUAAGAUGUGGGUGUCGCCAGGACGUUGCCUAUGAAAACCCACUCUCUCUCUUUUUUUCUUUCUUUCUUUUCUCUUCUUCAAAGCACAUCUGUUGGCUAUAAGCACCAGGACAAUCCCCUUGGACUUGUGUCGCCCCUACCCCAGGGAACCUGGAAAGAAUCCGAGCAGCUUAUUCAUAGCAUUCCAACACCAGGAUAACGUCUCCUAAGAUGUCCGAGAGCCUUUGCACCGCCCCCCCCCCCCCCCCCAAAAGACUUUUUUCUUUACCAGAGAAUUUGAAGGAUAGCAUUUUUUUAGUGCAUAACCAGUGGUGGAAAUCACAAGUCCUCUCCCUCUCUCUCUGUUUCCCUCCUUUGCUUCUUGCUUUGUUUUUAUUCUCUCCAGUUUUAUUGUCAGGAUGAUGAGAGCCAGUCCCCCCAGCCCAGGCUGCUGAAACUGAUCCCUUUCUCCUCAAAAGACAACAGACGCUUUUGCAGAGAGAGGGGGAGAGGAGAGAGAGAGAGAGAAAGAAAGAAAGAGAGAGAGCUCUUUGAAGGGAAGCCUGCCCUGGUCUGUCAUAAGUGCAGCAGCUUUUUCUGUUUAGGGGUGUGGGGGGAGGAGGGUAGGGGACUUUGCAUUGAUAAGAUACAGAUGAUCCCAUCUCACUUAAGGGUUUCCUUCCUUCGCUGUGGGGGGAAGCGCUCUCCAGCUCAACUCUUUCACUUCAACUCACUGUGCCCCUGCACAGUGCUGUAAGCCAAUAUUUGGACUUUGACAGUGUACAUUAAAACGUACAUGCGCCACAUCAUUUUGUUUUAUGAUGUAUGUAAAGCAAAUAUAUACAUAACGUGAUGUUUGGAAGUGGUCCUUUAUUACGUACUGUCUAAUUAUUCUGCUCUUAUUCGCUGCUUUUUUCAAUCUUUUUUUUUUCACUGUGGGCUCUGGAGUGUUUCAUGAUCUAUGAGGUGUCAUGGCAACUGCGUCCACUUAUCUGAGAUGGAUAAAACUUUGUGGCAGGGCAUUUUAAAGCAGAGAUGUUUCCUGAAAAGUCUGUAUAGUCUUCCAGUUAGUAUCUAUUCGAUAAGCAUGUUCCUUUACUUUGUUUUCCAACACAAAUCGUCACAAUCUAAAGAACAUUACUUACUAAGGCAUGGUAAGCUUUGAAGUUAUCUUUGUGUAUUUGUACACCCUUUAACAUUAAUCCUGUACUGUAAAUCACUGUCAACGUGCGACACCAUUUAUAGAGGGGAGAGAAGUGCUUUGGAGUCCACAUUGCCUAUGCAAGUUCAGUUAGCACUAAGAAAGGAGGUAGAUAGAUUGGAAUUCCAUGGAUGGCGAGAAAGAGUGUCGCCUCAGAGGAGAUCAGUCAUGCCUCGCCACAAGAUGCAGGAUCUGAGGCGGCCGUGGCGUCACACUGAAAAACUCAUGCAUGGUCACAAUUAGCAGCAUCAGGCCAUUGUCUUGUAAUUUGCUUGAUCCGGUCAUUGCUGUAGGCAAUUUUCUCUGCUUGCUGACAAUAAUAAAAAAAAUGUUUUAAAACUA